AUUUUUGUUGUGGCGCGAUCGAAUUUGCUUGGAAUUCGGGAGUCAGCAUAAUAUUUUCGAAAGUCUUUUUGGAUACCACCAGCUAUAGCGAAAAGUAGGCGAGCUCUGUUAUAGCUUGUCGAUGUAUUGUGUUCGUAACUUCUGUUUGCAUAUGUUAGCAGUCGCGCAUUUUCAACAAAGAGCAAGCAUAGGGAUGAAAUAAAAGAGGGGAAGGACGAAAGCAAAGAUAGCAAACCGAUAACAGUUACUCAGAACACACGCACAGCUGACCGAGAACCUGGCCUAACGGUAAAGUGAUUGUGUCGUACAACAAGGGAAACUUGACAGCGAAACGGAAUCGAAAGUCGCCUAAAAUCGCGGAGCAGAUUUUGGUGCUACUCUCAUACAAAAUGUUCCAAGUCCUGCCCCGUCCGUCAAGGUCCACGUUCCACUGCAUAGCGGCAUCCGUGGUCACAGUCGUCCUAAUGGCAUGGGCCCGACCGCUGGGCGUGCUAUUCCUGGGACUACUUGGCUACUGGAUCUACUGGACGCGCUGCAGCUUCCGCGUUGUGCCUACGGACGAGCUGCGCGGCAAGAUCAACACCUGGCGGCAGAGGAUCGACGACUGGCGCCACAGCAGUCCCAGCAUGUUCUGCUUGGCCAGCAGCAGUUGCUUGGGCACCCUCGCAGUGCUCGGUCACCUUAUCUCCGGAUCCAUGCUGGUACUGACCAUCCUGGUCGUCUCCGCACUAGUCUCCACCAAGUACACCUUCAAGCUGCUGAAGAUCGAGCACAGGGACUUUCAGUGGUCGGAGAAGCUGAACUACAACAACUUGGAAGCCGAGGCAGAGGAUGAGUUCCUGCCGGAUGUGAACGAGUCGAAUCUGUUUGUGCUGGAGCGGGCCAGCGAUGUGGCCACCAUCAGUUCGCCCACCGAUGCGAAUGACGAGGACGAUGACGAGCGCAGCGACGAUAUACCGGAGGAGCUCCUCAUUCCGGAUGCAAUACCCGAGAUUGACGAGCAUUCCACAGACGAAGACGAUGAACUAGCUCCGCUGGCGCCCAAGAGGCAGGAGAAGUCGCAGCCACGGGAGCAGCUGGCCAAAGAGAGCGAAGAUAUGAACUUCCGAAAAGGUCACUUCAAGCGUGACUCAUCGCUGUCCACCACCUCCUCCUCGUCGGAGGAAAGCCUGUCAAAGGGGCUGCAGUUCCCCGAUCACAACACCGUAGAUGCCGCUGGUAACCCUCAGUUGCGUCAGAUUACCGCUGGCACGGAUCCCGCCGGCGAGCUUGUGGCCCUCGCCGUGAAAACGCAGGCUCUGGCGCUCCUGGCGAACAGCGGGAAGCUGCUGCCCAGCCUUGUUUCCGGCCUGGUGCACUGGGGAGCGGGUGGUGCUGCUGCAGUCGGUACCAGCGAUGGCACGGAUGCAAGUCGAGAUCGUGAGCAGCAGCGUAUUGUCACCGCCCUGGAUUCGUCGGACGAGAGCGAUUUUGAGAUACUCGAAUCGGAUGACUUUAAGUAAAGAUUGGAUCAAUCGGCGAUCGGCUCGAUUUGUCGUAUUAUAAAGCUAAUAUCUUAACAUACAUAUGCAUACACAAAUAGAACUCAACAAAUCGACAGACAGACGGCGCCAACGAUUGGAAUAGUUAUAUUUUCCCUGGUAGAGAUCAGUUAUAUAUUUUGCUACACACUAGUGCUAUAUAUACUAAACUAAUCAUCCUAAAGUUAAGCCAAAAGUUUUCCCCAUUUUUGUUUUUCUGCCUCUUGCUUUGUACAUUUUUUUGUUUUAUAACCCUAUGCUUAUUACUAUUUUACUUUAUGACUUUAGUUUGUAUUUGUCCUGUGUGUGUUUAUCUACUGACCUCAAACAAAAGAAACAACGAGCGACGGCACGCAACUUGUACAUAUACCACAGAUCCACUUACACUUACCUAUAUGUAUGGGUUUAUUUUGAUGUCGCUGUGAGGGCGUUAGCUACUUAUGAAUCCAAAUCAAAAGAUUGAGGCAGCAGUUAAAAAACCAAAAAGGUGCAAAUAAAAAACGCAGACGAAACCAUGAAGAGAUUUGGUUCGGCGCUGUCUGAAAACGUA
Drosophila sechellia is the source of this 2070-nucleotide messenger RNA. RefSeq lists its product as uncharacterized. Bases 390 to 1502 code for a protein of 370 amino acids. The record is from RefSeq and is a predicted model, not a curated record. The transcript is spliced from 4 exons. NCBI's taxonomy places the organism in Eukaryota, Metazoa, Arthropoda, Insecta, Diptera, Drosophilidae.